This is a messenger RNA of Trametes versicolor FP-101664 SS1, 388 nucleotides long. RefSeq lists its product as uncharacterized. The record is from RefSeq and is a predicted model, not a curated record. Gene Ontology annotation, cellular component: mitochondrion. NCBI's taxonomy places the organism in Eukaryota, Fungi, Basidiomycota, Agaricomycetes, Polyporales, Polyporaceae. The coding region runs from base 22 to 297 and encodes 91 amino acids. The transcript is spliced from 4 exons. Gene Ontology annotation, biological process: respiratory electron transport chain.
CAUGAGCUCCCGGCGCAGGCAAUGGCGAGCAAGGAGGCAAGGCUGAGAGCGAUCUCGCUGUACAAGGAACUCCAUAGGCUUGGCCGCGAAUACCCCGACCCUGCGUACAACUUCCACAAGAAGUUGCGUGGGCUGUACGAGAAGAACAGGAAUCUCACCGACCCGGAGGAGAUAGAGAAGGCGAUCAAGCUGGGCGAAUACAUUCGAAACGAAACCCUUGCUCUGUACUCGCUGCGCAAAUACCGCCAUCUGAAACGGAUGUACCCGCAAGAGUCCCCCGCCGAGCCGCUUCCAUGACCCUCAGAAGAGGCGUUUGGCUUUCUAUUUCCUCAAUUAUGGGGGGUCGCCUUGUGUAUGAUUAUGCAAAUUAACUUGCACGCAAUAUUCC